CUGCCGGUAAGAUCUAAGGUACACGACUGCCUCGCACGGCUUCGGCCGACAAUUGAUGCUUUGUAGUGUUUGUUCCUCUCCCAACGGUUUCAUCCAUCAACUGCUCGGAUAUUUUGAUUUAAUCCAUGAGGUGACCCGAACUGUAUCCCACUCUCCGGUCUCAUCAAGAUGAAUCACGGUGUAGCCCAGGAGCUGAGUGCCCAGAAACCACCCGGGAUACACAGCGUUGGCAACGAUUUAUGUGGCUCGGCAACCGCGCAGGACAAAGAGCUAUGGAACGGUUUUUGCGAAAUUGAAUCGGAGCCAGCUCUAUUCAAUGUGAUGCUUCGGGAAUUUGGCGUUAAAGGAGUGAAGGUCCAAGAGGUUGUGUCCUUGGAUGAGGAUAUGAUGGCCGGCCUAAGCAAGCCUGUUUACGGGUUGAUAUUCUUGUUUCGGUGGCGCGAGGAUGACCCCAACAAACAGGAAGCAAGCUGCCCCGAAGGGCUUUGGUUUGCGAAUCAGACAGCAAGUAAUGCUUGUGCGAGUGUGGCCCUCCUGAACAUCGUCAACAACAUAGAAGGGAUUGAGCUUGGUGACAACCUGCAGCAUUUCAAAGAGUUUACAAUGCCCUUUACGCCUGCACUGAGGGGCGAUGCAAUUAACAACUUCGAGUUCAUCAAACAAAUACACAACUCAUUUGCGCGGAAAAUGGAUAUUCUCAAUUCGGACCUUCUACUCAAAUCCGAAGCGACGUCCAAACGAUCGCGCUCAACUCGACAUGCUCAGGAUGAAGCCGAGACAGACGCAGGAUUCCACUUCAUUGCAUUUGUACCCGCCUUAGGGACGGUUUGGAAGUUCGAUGGCCUCGAACGCCAACCCCAGGCGCUUGGGCAUUACACAGCGUACAAUGACUGGCUAGAUCUGGUCAAGCCCAACAUUCGCACCAGGAUGGAAGAAUACGAAGAGGGCCAGAUUGAGUUUUCAAUCCUGAGUCUUGCUAAGGAUCCGCUUCUUGACCUUGUGGACCGAUUAGCCCUCAAUGUGAGACAGUUGGAAUCAGUUAACCGGGGCCUGGUCUCUUCCGAGCAGGGAGGGUCGCAUUUAGAAUCCGCGUCGGCAAACUGUCUUCAACAAACCGUUCUGGGGCCCGACGAGACGUUUGGUCUUCCCAGGGAGCGCAUCGACCAAGCCAAGAUGCCCUCGGAGCUAGAGGACGAGUACGACACCUGCUCCUUCCAGGACCUGGCUGAGCAUCAGCGGCAACUGGUGGCCGAACAGCAGUUGCUCCGAACUGCGAUCCGGGAAGAGCAGCAGUCCCUCCAGGCAGAGGACGACCAUGUGGCGGGGAGAAGAUAUGACUACGGGCCCGCAGUCAGGGCGUGGACGCGCUCUUUGGCCCGGAAAAGGGUCAUUGAGAACUUGGCCUGACAAGGUCUUUACCGUGGCGGCGACGAUCUUUGUAUGCGCCUGACAACGCUGUACUGGUUAUAAUUGAAGGGCUAGGCUUCCGCCGAUAAGUGACCCAACAAGACAAAUCAAC
Aspergillus steynii IBT 23096 is the source of this 1519-nucleotide messenger RNA. Its product is annotated as ubiquitin C-terminal hydrolase 37. NCBI's taxonomy places the organism in Eukaryota, Fungi, Ascomycota, Eurotiomycetes, Eurotiales, Aspergillaceae. The record is from RefSeq and is a predicted model, not a curated record. Gene Ontology annotation, biological process: protein deubiquitination; ubiquitin-dependent protein catabolic process. Gene Ontology annotation, molecular function: cysteine-type deubiquitinase activity. Gene Ontology annotation, cellular component: cytoplasm. The transcript has 6 exons. The coding region runs from base 169 to 1407 and encodes 412 amino acids.